This is a messenger RNA of Arabidopsis arenosa, 2853 nucleotides long. NCBI's taxonomy places the organism in Eukaryota, Viridiplantae, Streptophyta, Magnoliopsida, Brassicales, Brassicaceae. The record is from the annotation of a GenBank genome assembly.
ACCCGUCUAAUUUCUGGAUUUAUUUUUCAGUUCAUCCUUAGUCGGAAUGGUUAUUUCCGUUUAUGUUAUGGCUUCGUCAUCGACAACAGAUUCUACAUCAGUUCCAGAGACUACAAAUUUGCAGAGAAAAUCAAAUGAUGUUGGUUGGGAAUUUGGCAUGUUGAUAAAUCCCAACAAUUUGGACAAAAUGGAAUGCAAAUUAUGUGGAAAGGAGUUUUCAGGAGGAAUAUAUAGACUAAAGCAACAUGUUGCUAGAAUACAAGGAAAUGUUGCAGCUUGUCCAAACUCUAAGAAAGAAGACCAAGAAAAGUGCAAGUUAGCAAUUCUAGAAGCACAAAACAAGAAGAAAAGAGUUCGGAUGGCAGAUUUGGAAACUCGAAAGAUGGUAAAUGUUGAUGGAAAACGAGAGGAGGAUGACGAAGUAAUUGAAGUAGAAGGAAUGGGAGCAAACAAAAGUGCUCGCAUGCUUGGUCCUAUGGAUAGAUUUACUUCAGGCAUCAGUCCUGAAACUCCUAAAGGUCCAAUAUUGACACCACAACAACAACAUAUCAAGAAUCUUAUUGCAAAAGAAAGAUUACAUGCGGUACAUCAAUAUGUUGCUAGAUGGGUGUAUUCUCAUGGCAUUCCUUUCAAUGCUAUUGCAAAUGAUGAAUUUAAGAGAAUGCUUGAAGCUGCUGGACAGUUUGGACCAGGUGUUACUCCACCUAGUCAAUAUCAGUUGAGGGAGCCUUUGUUAAAAGAAGAGGUUGAUCGAGUGAAAGGUUUGAUGAAAGAACAAGAAGAUGAGUGGAAAGUGAAUGGAUGUUCCGUAAUGACAGAUGCUUGGUCGGAUAGAAAAAGAAGGUCAAUCAUGAAUUUGUGUAUCAACUGCAAAGAAGGUACAAUGUUUCUCUCCUCUAAAGAUUGCUCUGAUGAUUCCCAUACAGGUGAAUAUAUCUUUGCAUACGUCAAUGAGUGCAUCGAAAAAUUAGGUGGAGAUCAUGUAGUUCAAGUAGUAACGGACAAUGCCACUAACAACAUGGCUGCUGCAAAGUUGUUAAAGGAGGCAAGACCCACCAUAUUUUGGACUUCUUGUGCAACUCACACAAUAAAUCUGAUGGUAGAAGGCAUUUCUAAACUUGCUAUGUUUGAAGAAACAAUUAAAAUGGCCAAAGCUUUUACCAUUUUUAUAUACGCCCAUCACCAGACCUUGUCCAUGAUGAGGAGUUUUACCAAGAGAAGAGAUAUUGUGAGGCCUGGAAUAACUAGAUUUGCAUCGGCUUUUCUUACUUUGAAAAGUUUGGUAGAGAAGGAAGAAAAUUUAAAGAUGAUGUUUGCUAGCAAUCAAUGGAAACAAUGUAAAUGGGCAAAGCAUGUUAAAGGACUCGCAGCCCGUAACACAGCAACGAGUAUGGAAUUUUGGGAUGGUGUGGAAACGUGCUUGAAAGUCUUUGCACCUUUGGUUAGCGUACUUAGAUUGGUUGAUGGAGAUCAAAAGCCUACAAUGGGUUUUCUACAUGGAGAGUUAGAAGAGGCAAAGAAAGAGAUAUGUAAGGCACUAGGAAAUCAUGAGAAGAAUUAUAGACCAAUACUUGGUAUCAUUGAUGAAAAGGGUAAAGAUCGACUUGAUAGUCCUCUUCAUUGGAUGGCAUAUUUUUUGAAUCCUUAUUAUUUUUAUAAGGAUUCGACUAUCCAAUUCGACCGAGAUAUCAUUACUGCUACUUUCAAGUGUGUUGAUGCGUUUUUUCCGAACGAUGUUAAUACUCAAACAUUUGUCAUCAACACUGAACUUCCAAAGUAUACAAAGAAAGAGGGAAACUUUGGACAUCCAACCGCCAUUAAAGGAUGUUCCAAGAAUGAUGAAAAUUAUGAUCCAGUUCAAUGGUGGAACUUUUAUGGAGUUGAAGUUCCCAAACUACAAACAAUGGCAAAAAAGAUUUUGUCUUUGACGACAAGUUCAUCAGGAUGUGAGCGUAAUUGGAGUACUUUUGAAGGGAAGCAAAAGGAGAAGAAUGUGGACAUACUAGUUGCAGAUUCUGCUGCUCAUGCUCAAGACUGGAUUGUUGAAGAUGCUGAUGUGGAACUAGAAGACAUACCCACAAAUGAAGAUUUGGUUAGGGAGCUUGAUGAAUCUGAUGAUGAUGGCGAAGACAUUAACGUUGAUUUUGAGUCUGAUGAUGAGCAUGCUAUGGAGGAUUUAUUGGAGAAGAGGCUAACUGGGACUGACUCGGUCGGGAAGAAACGAGUCAGAGACGAGUUAGGCUUGGACUCGCCGGACGUGAAGCGGUUGAGAGAGGAUUUAUUCCAUGACUCGGGGUUUGACCCAGUGAUUCAAGAUCUUGACUCGGUGAUGAAGAGUUUGGAGGAUGAGUUAUCGAACACGCUGGUGCAAGGCUCCGGUGACGGUGAAACUCAGCCGGAUCUUGGGUAUCUUUUCGAAGCUUCUGACGACGAGCUGGGUUUACCUCCACCGCCGCCUCUACCGCUGAAUCUUCCUCCGUCGUGUGAGGAAACGGAGGAGACGGUGAUGGAAUUGGUACGAGCCUCGUCGGAAUCAUCAGAGGUUGGAGAGUUAUGUGGGUUUGAGGAUCAUGUUACGGAUUUCGGAUCUUGCGAUUUGGGUGAUGAUGGGCUUUUCGAAUAUUCCGAUGUCUGUUUAGAUACCGGCGAUUUGUUUUCAUGGCGGCCGGAGUUUUUACCGGCGGAGUAAACAAUAUUCCGGGGUUUUUUAAAAAAUAGCGGGGAACGAAACGGUGGCGUUUUGUCAAGCGUUUUACCUCGCUUUUUUUUUUCUCUAUUAUUGGAUGAUAGGUUUUAGGAUCUAUAUAUUUUGUUAAGUUAUUAGGAUUAGAAAAAUCAAAUGUUUUUAGUAAG